AUGGCUCCUCCAGCGAAGGCAAUGGUAACAAAAAAUACCGGUAAAAGUAGCAAUAUAAUUAUCGGUAUAACCGACGAAGGUCUGGUAGCCACCGGCCACUCAGGAACGCGCGGCCUCUCCGCCAGCGCAUCCGCCAGCAAGGUCGGGUGUAGGCCUGGAGCAUGGUACGGUGCUUCGUCUGGCCCUCCCCUGUCCGCAGGGCCGGGGGGAUAUGGGGAUCCUAAAUCCUCGCUCGCCAGGAGAUUGUCAGCACAGGACAGCUUGGACUAA
Molecule: messenger RNA, 270 nt
Organism: Pyricularia oryzae 70-15
Lineage: Eukaryota; Fungi; Ascomycota; Sordariomycetes; Magnaporthales; Pyriculariaceae
Exons: 3
Coding region: 1-270 (89 amino acids)
Source: RefSeq, a predicted model, not a curated record